AUGAAUUCCAUGAUCGACUGUUUCGACUCCUCUGCCUCCAAGUCAGCUUUCACGGAGUUCCAGCAAUUUCACCAGUUCCAUCACCAUUACACGACCGGUGUUCCGGCAGUAUCGGCGGCAGCCCCCUUCUCCUGCACCACGCCAACGAUGCCGUCUCCGUACUCUGCCGUACCACCACCCCCACCGCCGCACUCGGGCAUACCGCAGUAUGCUCCGACAGCCCCACGGUCCAUGGGCCAGCCCACGGUGCCUGAGUCACCUUAUAACAACUCAGCAACCUCAAUGCAGCACCAAGUCAGACAUCUCGGCUACUCCUUUCCGUUGAGUCCCAUGGGGAACCACCCAAAUCACCAUCCGGCAUACAAUCAUCAUUAUCCUACUCCAAAACGAGAUGAUUACUCGCUUCAACAUAAAGGUAGUGCCGACGACGAUGACGAGAUUCUAACCAAAAUCAACAGCAAGGGAAAGAAACUACGGAAGCCAAGAACAAUCUACUCCAGCCUCCAGUUGCAGAAACUCAACCACAGAUUCACCAAGACUCAGUAUCUGGCACUGCCUGAGAGAGCCGACCUGGCAGCUUCGCUCGGACUCACUCAAACUCAGGUAAAGAUUUGGUUCCAAAACAGACGCUCCAAAUACAAGAAGAUACUGAAGCAGCAUGGAUCUACGCCUACUAGCAGCACAGGAAGUCAAGACAGCGAACAAGAUCCACCACAGAGUCAAACACCGGCAAGUCAACAGGGGUCCCUCAGCCCAGCUCCCCCGCAAGCCUCAGUGCCCCACCCGCAAGGUGCCCCCGCCAUGUCCGGUACAAGUACCGGGCUCGGUGGUUACAGCAGCCAACAGCAUGCCCCGUCACACCACCUCCACCACCAGAUGCAGACUGAUGGGAGCUCGACGCACUCCAGCCCGGUACCCCAAUGGGACUAUGUAGGGGAGAUGUUUCCCCCUCCCGCAGUACGAUCAUCUUCAGGGACAGUAGAAACUAAUUACCCAUUUCAUCAUCAGCAGCAGCACUACCAGCAACAUCACUACCCAUGGUUCGGUGGGCAGGACGGCACGUCGGGCAUGUCUGCACAACAGCACAUGGUGGCGUCAGCCCCUCAGUAA
This is a messenger RNA of Asterias rubens (European starfish), 1110 nucleotides long. RefSeq names its product homeobox protein Dlx6a-like. The transcript is spliced from 3 exons. Gene Ontology annotation, biological process: regulation of transcription by RNA polymerase II. The coding region runs from base 1 to 1110 and encodes 369 amino acids. NCBI's taxonomy places the organism in Eukaryota, Metazoa, Echinodermata, Asteroidea, Forcipulatida, Asteriidae. The record is from RefSeq and is a predicted model, not a curated record. Gene Ontology annotation, molecular function: DNA-binding transcription factor activity, RNA polymerase II-specific; RNA polymerase II cis-regulatory region sequence-specific DNA binding.